AUGCUGGGCUGAGGCCGAAAGCGUGGCUCUGGCAGUGGGCGCCACCAUUUAAGAGGGAUCCCGAGAAACCGGAAGGUGUCCGGAGGAGGGCGAAUGAAAGGACUCGGGAACCUGUGGGUGUUUUGGCUACAACACUCAGAAAUCCCAGCCAGUUAGGCUGUUAGGAUUUCUGGGAGUUGAAGGCCAAAAUAUCUGGGGAGAACCACUGGCUUAGAGAGCUGAGCAUGUUUAACCUGCAGAAGAGAAGGUUGAGAAGAGAUAUGACAGCCAUGUCUCAGUAUUUGAGAGGAUGCCCUAAAGAGGAGGCUUGAUUUCUGCUGCCCUGCAGUGGGUUCAAAUAACAGGAAAGGAGAGUCCACCUGAACAUUUGGAUGAACUUCCCUGAUAGCAAGAACUGUUCAACAAUGGAAUAUUCUUCUCUAGAGAUUUUUAUGCAGAGGCUGGAUUGCCAUCUGUUCGGAGUGCUUUGAUUCUGCUUUUCUGGCAUGGCGGAAUGGGGUUGGACUGGUUGGUCCCUGUGCUGUCUUCCAACUCUAUGUGUCAAACUCAAGGACUGGGUGAUCAUGUCUCCUCUCAAACUUCUCUUCUACAGGCUAAAGACACCCAGCUCUUUAAUGUUAUUUUAUGUGGUCCGAUGGCUCAGUGUGUUAAAGCACUGAGCUGCUGAACUUGCAGACCGAAAGGUUCCAGAUUCAAAUCCGGGAGCGGAGUGAGCGCCCGCUGUAAGCUCCAGCUUCUGCCAACCUAGCAGUUCGAAAACAUGCAAAUCUCAUUCCUGGGACUGAAUCGAUUCUCUACACACAUGAAUAUCGCAAACAAGGCAAGAGGCAACUCUCUAAAUUCCCUCAUCCCAGAGUUUCCAGACCUGUGGAUCAUUAACCGAGACAAAAUCAACUCGGAAACUGGACUUGAAUUCACAUUUCCUUCCGUUCUAAGUGGAUAUAUAAGCUACAACUGUAUUGAAGAAUCUGGAUAUAAAAUUGGCUAUGGCCCCAAGCAGAUGGCCUGUUUUAACUUUCACACUACAACUGCUUUUCAUUUUCGCUGAUGCAGAAUCUGAAACUAUCAAGGCAAGUGAAGGAUGCACUGACUUCCAGUCUGCAAGUUUACUGAGGGGUAGUAAUCUCAAAGUGCAGUUUCUUCUAUUCCCGUCUUCAAACCCAAGAUGUGGACAGCUGCUCUUAGUAAGUGAGGCUAUUCAAAACUCCAGCUUCAACACCAGCUUGGGGACCAAAAUAAUCAUCCACGGUUUCAGGGCACUAGGCACAAAGCCCUCCUGGAUAAAUGGACUAAUUGAGGCCUUGCUGCAGGCAAACCAAGCCAACAUCAUUGCUGUUGAUUGGGUCCAGGGAGCGACAGCAGCCUAUCCGACUGCAGUAGAGAAUGUUAUGAAGCUGGGGCUGGAAAUAUCCACUUUCGUCCGAAGAUUGUUGGCUACAGGAGUGCCAGAGACCUCCAUACACCUUAUUGGGGUGAGCCUUGGUGCCCAUGUUGCAGGCCUGGUGGGCCAUUUCUAUGAUGGGAUGUUGGGAAGGAUUACUGGUCUGGAUCCUGCUGGGCCCAAAUUUACCCGAGCCAGUCAAGAAGAGCGCCUGGAUCCUGGGGAUGCUCUAUUUGUGGAAGCUAUUCAUACGGAUGCAGACAAUUUUGGCAUCCGGAUACCUGUGGGACACAUUGAUUACUAUGUCAAUGGAGGCAAAGAUCAGCCAGGAUGUCCCCGUUUCAUCUCAUCUGGCUAUCGCUACCUCAUCUGUGACCAUAUGAGAGCUGUGCAUUUCUAUAUAAGUGCCCUGGAGGGUCCCUGUCCCAUGAUGGCUUUCCCUUGCUCCAGUUAUCAGAAUUUCCUAGCUGGUGGCUGCUUAGAUUGCUUUAAUCCUUUCCUCCUGUCCUGUCCCACAAUAGGACUUUUGGACAAUGGAGGAGUUGACAUGAAAAAGUUGCCUAUGGAGGUAAAAGUCUACUUGGCCACAGCUGCAUCUCCACCAUACUGUGUGUACCACAGCCUGGUGGAAUUUAGCUUACAGGAGAUAACAACUUUGGAUAUAAACAUUGAGAUAACCUUCCUCAGUAGCAACUCCUCAUUUCGCACUAGCAUCACCAUACCCAAGCAGCAGACUCUGGGCAAAGGCCUGCUGAUGCACUCCGUCCCACUGUGCCAAAUAGAAAGAGUGACGCUGCUGUCCCGUCCUUCCAAAACCUGGAGUAGGAAGAAAAAUGGGAACCCAAUUGUUGGACAGUUCUGUACAGCACAGCUGCCAGUAGACAAAGGGGAGAUGUUCUGCCUGUCUCAAACUUUGUCUUUGACGGGGAACACACUCCUUUCUCAUCGCCUCACAGUUACCUGUGCCUGACAGAGCUGCAAAAAGGCAAUAGCAGGCCUCUAAGGGUGGAAAGGACUCUCUGAAAUAACAAGUAGUGAAAGUGAUGCAUAGUUUCUGUCAUAAGAAAGCAAAUGCACAUUCAUUUCCUCUUUGCCUGCAUUUAGCCAAAACCCCUCAGCUUUGCAUCUAAGGAAAUCACAGGUGGAGUGCAUGGAAGAUGGCUGUGCAAAUCUAGAAACUUCCUCAGUUUGCAUUCAACUAUAGCUGUUCCUCUCCAAAGAUGUGAUCUGAAUGUGGGAUGGUAGGAGCAGGAUUGUAGCCAACACUGGACAUCUGAUUUCCUUUUCCAUGUUUUUGCCUGUCUUUAUGCAUCAUUCAUACAGUAAUUACUAAAGAACAAAAGACUAGUUGAAACGUGUUUUAUUUCUUGGAUCUGCUGUUGUCCACACACAUAGAGGUUAGGAGGAGUAAUAACUCUUGGAAAAUAAAAUUCAAACAUGGCUUAGUA
Anolis carolinensis (green anole) is the source of this 2829-nucleotide messenger RNA. It is a transcript of the gene pla1a, whose product is annotated as phospholipase A1 member A. The coding region runs from base 987 to 2351 and encodes 454 amino acids. The transcript has 12 exons. The record is from RefSeq and is a predicted model, not a curated record. Gene Ontology annotation, molecular function: lipoprotein lipase activity. Lineage: Eukaryota; Metazoa; Chordata; Lepidosauria; Squamata; Anolidae. Gene Ontology annotation, biological process: triglyceride catabolic process; fatty acid biosynthetic process.